Messenger RNA from Guillardia theta CCMP2712, 1428 nucleotides. RefSeq lists its product as hypothetical. The transcript has 10 exons. The record is from RefSeq and is a predicted model, not a curated record. Lineage: Eukaryota; Cryptophyceae; Pyrenomonadales; Geminigeraceae. Bases 289 to 1110 code for a protein of 273 amino acids.
UGGAGGUGAAGAGAGGAAGAGAAUAGAAGAGAAGAGAAGAGAAGAGAAGAGAAGAGAGAGAAGAGAAGAGAAGAGAAGAGCAGAGCAGAUGAGAUGGAGAGAGAAGAUGAGAAGAGAAAACGAAGACCAUGAUCAAUAGUUGUCGACGAUUGGACAUUGAGCCAUGUCUUGUCAUGAGACCGGAAGAGGAAUUCGUCAUGAGUGUGUGCUCUUGGUUGAUAAUACCGUGAAAUAUUACGUCGCUGUUGUUCGGAUUGAGCUUCAGAUUUGUUCUCAUCUCAGUCAGACAUGAACGGAAAAGACAAGCGCCUGCACGGCUCCUUCGGUGAUUCUGUGAUAGAGAGGAAGGAGGAAGCAGACGUGGAGGAGCAGCAGGCGGGAGGGGGAGAGGGAAAGCAGGAGAAGACAGCCAAGGGCUUCAAGCCCAACGCGCUCCUCUACCUAAAGAAGAUCAAGGAGCCUGGCUUCGCAGCCGAACUCAAGAGGAAGGGUUGCUCAGGCUGGCCUUGCCAUGCUGGUUUCCUGUGCGAUUUCUGUAUGCUGCGCCCUGAGUGGAUUGCGGAGUCGAAGCUCGAGCCUCUCAACGAAGAGAUUGCGGAGCUCAAGCAGUCGAUCAUCAUCUUGCGCAAACAACAACAGGAUGUCGAGACGCUUGAGCGAGCUGAACGUCUGGUGGCCGGGAAGUACUGGUCAAAGAGCGACGAGGAGCGGAAGAUGACGCUGAACAGCAUGCUGGAGGACAGCACCGCACGGGUUGAAGCCCAGGAGGCGACGAGAGCCAAGAUCGCAGCCGAGAAGGUGCGAGAUAGUCUGCUGGAUCAGCUGUCGAGGGUCCAGGAGAAAGUGAAGCUGCAGGAGAAAGACAACACAAGCUUGAAGCAGCAGGUCAUGGCGCUACAGCAGACCCUCGAGGAGAGCAGGCGAAAGCUCAACUUCGUGGAGAAGGACCUGGAGGACAAGCGGUCGAUGAUCUCAGAGGCGUUCAAGGAGAAGAGCAGGGCGACUACUGAGGCCCGAAGGCUCAAGCUGGAGGUGGAGGCGACGAAUAUGGAGAUUGCAGUGAAAAACGAGCAGGAAGACGAAGCUGCGUCCUCCUCCUCCUCCUCCUGACCUUCUCCUGCUCAGAUCCACAAACUUAUCGAGGAGCUGCAGAAGCUGCAGGGGGUAACGGAGGAACGAGACGUCUUCCGGGCCCUGGCUGACCGCCGGGCGAUGCUGUCGCAAAGCAUCAUGGAUGAGGUAGCAGAGGAUGUGGUGAAGGCUGAACGAAUCAGAGACGAGCACGUGAACACGAUCAGGAAGUUGCAGAAAGAGCUUGCGACAACGAGGAAGAACAUCGCCAUGCAGCACAAGGCAAAACAGCGGGCAGAGUCAUCAGGAGGAGAGAGGAAGUGAAGUGAUGGUGCUAGUAUAAGACGUUCUCAUCUC